Molecule: messenger RNA, 1377 nt
Organism: Tetrahymena thermophila SB210
Lineage: Eukaryota; Ciliophora; Oligohymenophorea; Hymenostomatida; Tetrahymenidae
Product: tyrosine phosphatase
Exons: 8
Biological process (GO): protein dephosphorylation; positive regulation of cytokinesis; microtubule cytoskeleton organization
Molecular function (GO): protein tyrosine/serine/threonine phosphatase activity
Source: RefSeq, a predicted model, not a curated record
AUGGCAUCAUUUCAGCAUAAUAACGAAUGCAGCUAAUUGAAUUCCUCAAAUGAAGUUAAUAUAAACAUAGAAAUUAUUAAAGGAAAAUUAUAUUGGAUAAGUAGUAUGUUUCCUCCUACAGAUGUCCACUAUUUUAAUAUAGAUAAUAAACUUAAAUAUUUAAAGUACUAUAAAGAUUUUGGCCCAGUUUGCACUGCAAACAUCGUCAACUUUUGCAGAGUUGUGAAGAGAUAUUUAUUCUAAGAUUAAAAUUAUAAAGAUAAGCCUUUAUUCUUUCAUUCUAGUAAUGAAAAAGAAAAGCAAUCAAAUGCUGCACUCUUGAUAAGUGCCUUUCAAGUUAUUGUGCUUAACUAAUCAGUAGAAAAUGUUUGGGAUAAAAUCAAAGAUUUAGAUUUGCUAUCAUUUAGAGAUGCAAGCUAUAAUGAAGUUUGCAAUUAUCAGUGUACUAUACUUGACUGUUUGAAAGCAAUUAAGAGAGCAAUAGAUCUUGGAUGGUUCAAUGUAGAGACAUUUAAUAUAAAAGAAUAUGAAAAGCUUGAAGACUAAGAGAGUGGAAACAUUAGUGUCAUAAUACCAAACAAAAUUGUGGCAUUAAGAGGACCUGUUAGUGAAAAAAAUAAUGAAUAAAAUUAAAUAAAAACUAGAUAUUAUCGAAUCAAUCCAGAGCAGCUAAUUCCAUAAUUAAAAUUUAUUAAGGUAUAGACCAUUGUCAGAUGUAAUUCUCCAGAGGAAUAUGAUAAAUUUAUUUUUGCACCACAUAACAUAGAUCAUUUUGACAUUCCUUUUCCUGAUGGAAGCUGUCCAAAAGAUGAUAUAAUCAAAUCAUUUAUUGAAAUUGUUGAUAAUUCGAAUGGUGUGGUUGGUGUACAUUGUAAAGCUGGAUUAGGUAGAACAGGUACUUUAAUAGCCUGCUAUGCAAUAUAAAAAUAUAAUUUUCCUGCUAGAGAAAUUAUUGCAUGGAUCAGACUUUGUAGAAGUGGAAGUAUUUUAGGAAAGUAAUAAUAAUUCUUAUUGCAUUAUGAAUAAAUUUUGAAAGAGUAAGGAAUCUUUAAACAAGAAAAUUCUUCAGAUUCAAGUGACAUAGAAAGUUAAAAAAGUGGAAUAGAAUAAGUUUUAUCAGAGAAAUAAGUAAAUAACAGUGCUAAUGUCUAAGAAUAGUAACUUAAACAAUAAAACUAGAAAGACAAAAGCCAGAACAAUAAAAAAAUAAAUAUAUGGAGCUGCUUUGGAGGUAUUUUUAAAAAGAAAAAUUAAGAAAAAACCAAAAUAAAUAUGGAUAACAUAGACUUCUAUAAAGAGGAGCCUAAUUAAGCAGAAAAAUUAAUCGAACUUCAAAAUAAAGCUCUUUCCAAAAAAGAAAGUUAGAGAAAGAAAUGA